UUCUUGUUUUGUUUUCUCUUACAUUUCAGGUCUAUCAGUCAUGAAACGAAUUCUUCUGUUUUUUAUCCUGGCUGCUGCUGUUAUGUAUGGUAUCCUGCAUGGAAGUUUGUGGAGAAAUAACCUCUACUGGAUUAGCUUUUAUGGACAGUCUUCCUCUGUGAGGGCUCCUCCUUCCUAUGAGACUAGUGGAGUUACCCAGCUGCCACCUACUGCUGUAGAGAGAAGAAACGCAGUGAACACUUGUCUUCUAAAACCAGCAUUUGAAUCUUUACUGGGUGUUGACAAAAUAUAUCCAUUCCUUUGCGCUAAUGAUUUUAUCAGUGUGGCGGAGUUCCACGGGAGCAAUAAGUUUGAACUACCUUAUGGAAUAAAGAGAGCAGAGCAAUUUUUUCAUUUAGCCCUUUCAAGGCUGCAGAACUGUGGACUUUCAGGUGAAGAUGACAGCAUUGCCUGUCGACGGUGUGUUGUGGUCGGUAAUGGAGGAGUACUUAGAAAUAAGACAUUAGGGGAGAAAAUUGAUUCAUAUGAUGUGAUAAUAAGAAUGAAUAAUGGCCCUGUUAUAGGGUAUGAAGAUGAUGUUGGGAGGAGGACGACUUUCCGCCUUUCUUACCCAGAAUCCAUCUUCUCGGAUCCAAUCCACUAUGACCCUAAUACGACUGUUGUUCUCAUCGUUUUCAAACCACGUGACUUGAAGUGGCUUUGGGAGAUACUAAGUGGUCAGAAAAUAAGUGCUAAAGGCUUUUGGAAGAAACCAGCUCUGAACAUGAUAUACAAAUCUAGUCAAAUCAGGAUUCUUGAUCCCAGCAUCACCAGAAAAACGGCUUAUGAAUGGCUUCGUUUCCCAACGAGGUUUCCCAAGAAGGAGAAACCCAAGCAUCCAACAACGGGGCUAAUUGCCAUUACACUAGCAUUUCACGUAUGCCAUGAAGUUCACGUGGCAGGCUUCAAGUACGACUUCACUGACAGAAACAGUUCUUUGCACUACUAUGGCAACGACACCAUGUCUCAAAUGAUGCAGAAUGAAUACCACAACAUUAACGCUGAGCAGAAAUUUUUGAAGAAGCUUAUAGACAAGAACUUUGUGGUCAAUUUGACAUGAAAACUGAAUGGAAAAUACAAAGAACAACCACUAUUUUCAAGAUUCGAAGAAUUUUAUUUUUUGUAUGACACUUUUAUUUUUUAAGUGCAACAUAACUGUUUACUGAUUGCAAGGAGCACAGAAACCUCAUCAAGGCAGAAGCUUCUUCUAAGCCUGAGGGUAAUGGACUAUCGCAGACAAAGUUAACUGAAUUUCUGUGAAGCUAUUUAAUAAUGGGGAAGCCAUGAAACUUUCAGCUGAAAGCAUCAGGGAUAUAUAAAAAUGUGAUGCACAUCACUUAUUUAUCAGCAAGAACUGUUUCCAAAUGGCUACUUCUCUGGAAUACUUUUGUUUCUGUUGUUGUCCUAAAGAGUUACACUGUCAAGAGACUGAGACAACCAGCGUUUAAAUAGUAGAUGGGUGUAAAGUCUUGAAUGUCUGUCUUGUAGUGUGAGAACAGCUUUAAAAUGCCUAUAAAUUAUUACUGUGUGUUUGGGAGAAAGGGGAACAUACAGAGUGCACAGGUUUUAGUGUGCCCUACUGAGCAGGGGA
This is a messenger RNA of Mesitornis unicolor (brown roatelo), 1630 nucleotides long. RefSeq names its product ST3 beta-galactoside alpha-2,3-sialyltransferase 6 (gene ST3GAL6). Gene Ontology annotation, molecular function: beta-galactoside alpha-2,3-sialyltransferase activity. Bases 41 to 1099 code for a protein of 352 amino acids. The record is from RefSeq and is a predicted model, not a curated record. The transcript is spliced from 10 exons. Gene Ontology annotation, biological process: glycolipid biosynthetic process. NCBI's taxonomy places the organism in Eukaryota, Metazoa, Chordata, Aves, Mesitornithiformes, Mesitornithidae.